CUGAACCUGAAAUAUUCUAAUUGGCUUAUAAUCCUAAAUAAAUGAUCCGCACUAAGUAAUAAGAAUAGUACUCAACUUCAUUGGAUUAUGAUAAUGUAAGAUCAUUGAUGGACCUAUGAACUCGAGAUAUUGAAUGUCUUAUGUAAAGUGGCAGGUUUGAGGCUUUGUUUGUACGGUUGCUACUAAGUGCAACAAAUCAAUCACCUCAAUAUGGGUGAUAGUCUGUGUAAUAUUGCUCGAUAUAUUACAUUACUAACGGAUGAAGACAGGUUCGUUCGAAAAAAAGCAUUGAAGUCUGUGGAAGACUACUUGAAUACUAACAGCGAUAAAGAAAGUACCAUUUUUAGUUCAGUAGCAGAAAAUCUGGCAAAGACUUUGAAUGAUCCUGUUGAGGUCAAUCGCGAACUUGCAGUAAAAGUUUUAAAGCUGUCCAUAGAUGUAACUAAUGAUGUGACACCUUUGCUUGCAUUAUUAGUGCCUGUGCUGGUUAUGCGUUUAGGACAGAAAGAAAUAAUAGAACAUUCCGAAGAGAUUCGCUACUCCACACUUAAUCUCUUAUAUAUUUUGCUGAAUAGAACUGAUGAGAUAUCUCCAUUUGUCGAUGAUUAUAUCUCAGUAAUUCAAAAGACACUUGUCGAUCCAUAUCAUGAAAUUAAAAAAUUGUCUUGUAAAAUUACAGUGGUUUUAUCGCAGAGAAAAUGCCAUCGAUUUUAUCAAAUUUCGGAGUCUAUUUUACUGCCUAUGUUGUCAAAUCUUACACAUCAACAUUCGAAAGUUAGAUUAGAAACUGUGGUCGCUCUUGAAAAGGUUUUGCUGCACAGCCAGGGAAAGCUUGUUGAAAAUGUUAUCGCACCAUUAACCCAAAGACUUUUUGAUUCAUCAUCAGCAGUUAGACGAGCUGUUAUUGAACUUGUGGGCUCAUGGUUGUUGGAUUUACCUGAUCGGUAUUCAUAUCAAACAAAGUUAUUGCCUCUACUUCUUUCCGGUUUCAUUGACGAAUCAGAUGAAAUCCGUAUGGUUGCUACAAAAUUGUGGCAUCAUAUAGGUAAGUUAGGAAGGUUGAUUAAACUUUGUAAGCUUUCAGGACUUAAGUUUGAAAAAGAGAACGAAGAGCAGCUGAAAGAUAAACUGGAUUUCGAUCACGGUCCUCCAUUUCACUAUCCAUGUGGGUGCAAACGACCAAUACUGGGUUGUCGAGAGCUCGUCUACAGAUCGGCAUCCAAACUAUUUCCAGGUUUAUGUAAAGAUCUUUCAGACUGGCAAGAAGCAACACGUUUAAAAGCAGCCAGUUUAAUACCCAUAUUAAUAUUACAUCUUGAAGAAUCUGCUACUCAACAUACUCAACAUCUUUUAACGGGUAUUGCAAAUGGUCUAGCUGAUGCACUUAGUCGAAUAUCACCUGUAGGAAAUAUGUCUUUAAUAAAUAUGAUGCCUAUAGUUUCAUUUCGGAAGGAAACAUCUUCGUCAAGUACAACCACUGCUGACAGAGUAGAUGUAAUGAGUUUAGUCGUUACACAUGCCACAUCUCAGGUGUUUAGUUUAUCUGAAGCCAACGAGGCAAUUAAAAUUAUCAAUCAAUUAUUUAUUGCUGCUCAAGUUUUGGGUUGCAUGAUCCCCACUAAGUUUUGGUGGCAUUUACUGGAACCAUGUCUUGAUCGUUGUACAGAAUCUGGUGCACCAUCAUCAUUAGCUGGCCAUUUACUCCUUUUAUCUGGUUUACUUCAUGGUAGUCCAUUAAACCAAUUAAUAAUAACUGACGAAAUGAAAGAGUUAAAGCGUGACUCAUCAUUGAAUAAGUGUUCUACUAAUGUGACUAAUGCUUUCGCUAAUACUACCAGUACUGCUACUACUUCUGAUGAUAGUCAUUGUAUUCAUGGGAAUGAAACUAAUGAAAAUAAUGAUUAUCAAAUGAAAAGUGGUCAUGUCAAGGAGACCUAUACACCAAUCAAUUAUAGUACAUUACAUAAGAUUAUCUCUUAUCUUUGUCAAAAUGAAUUAAUCUCUGUCAUAUCGAUUAAUGCCAAAGCAGGUCUAUUAGAAUGUGUUCAAGUGUGUAUUAAACAUCUUGAAGAAGCGAUUGUUUUAUUAAAAAAGGAAACAGAACAACAGCAACAACAAGGGGAUACUUUAGAAACUUUACAACUGAAUGAUGAUAGUCAUAAAAAUAUUAUUCAAGCUACUUAUAACGCAGCAAAAUUAGUAAUUCAAGACAACCAGAUCCGUUCAUGUUUGUUUGAAAUAAUUCUUGGAUCGGGUGCAAUUUGGCCAGAAAAUGAUUUGAUUUCAUCAGAUUUCGGUCGUACAGUUCUUAGUUCAUGUGAUAAACUCAUGCAAUGGUUAGCAGCCUGUCACCGUGACUGUAUAAAUUUAUCCAAACAAUAUCAUCUCUCCACUGAGGAGGACUUUGAAGUAAAUUCAACAACAGUUAGUCAUAUGGAUCAACUGUUUUUCAGCUGUAUGCCUAAGUUAAUUUGUAGAUUAAAUGAAGAUUUGAAAAAAUCUAUUUCAUGGAAUCCACGUUCAGUUGGAUUAGCGAUACUUUCACGUUGUUUACAAAUAGCUACUGGACCGGCACUAUUAUUCACAUUUAAUAAUCAUGAUAAUAAUAGUCAAAAUAAAAAAGAAUGUUUAGCAGCUGUGCUGGAUCUUUUAGAACGUGGUUGUCGAUUAAAUCGUGCACCCUGUGGCGGUGGUGUUGACAAUGGUAGUAGUAAUAGUAGUCAGUUUGAUAAAUCACCCGGCGGUACAGAUCCAUUAACAUUAGCUAGUGAGGCUGAACUUCGUCUACGUGGUUUAAUGUUGCUUACAAAACUGACAGAUAAUAAUCAGAUCAGAGAAGUAUUAUCAUCCCCAAAAUAUUUGGACUAUUGUUUUUCUAAAUUAAUUUUACCCGUAUGUGUAUGGAGAGCUGGUCGUACAUCAGAAGCCAUGCGAAAAGCAGCUAUUACAAGUUAUUUAGCAUUAUUAGCUAGUGCUGUAUCAAUGUAUCAUUUAUCUGAAAUUGUUUUGAAUUUACGAACUAACAGUGAAAUCAACAUAGAUAAUUGGCUUUUAACUAACAACAUUGAAUCUAUGCAUGAGAUUAUGCAAGAGUUAACAAAUAGAGAGGAAGUCUGUGAUAUUAAUAAUACUAAUUCUAACAAUGAGAUACAAUUCUUUCCAAAAUAUAGUAAUCUACCAAGUUUAUCUGGCUCCUUGUUAUCUUUGAUGUUGGCACGUUUAGGCUCAUUAUUAGAUGAUGAUUUGGAAGGGACCAGACGUUUAGCUUGUCUUUGUUUGACCAUAUUCUUUAAUGGUCUUCUUAUACCUUCACCACCAAUAUCACCGGCAUCUUCAUCAUCGAUGGAGUUAUCUAACGGUAAUCAAAAUCAUUAUGAAGGAAAUCGAGUUAUAGAUUUUCUCAAUUCACCUACAUGGAUUCAACCGCUUACUACUACUAUUACUAAUACUGUUAGCAGUAGUAAUCAUGAAUUGGUCAAAGAACAUAGUGUAUUAUUGCCUUAUUGUCCACUGGCCAAUUCAUUUGGUGAUCAAGUCUAUCGUUUUUAUGGUAAUUUUAUUAAGCGUCUUAAUGAUUCGAAAGAUCAAAUACGAUUACUUAUCUGUGAAACAAUCAAUGCAUGGAUUCGUCUACUUAUUCCAAUGUUAACAUCAUCAACAACAACAACCAUUAAAACAUCUCAGCAAUUAAAUCCAGUUUAUACUGCUGUUAUAGAAGAUUUCCUAAAUAACCUCAUUAUUCAUUUAGAUGAUCCUAAUUCACGAAUACGUGCCAGUGUAUCACGUGUUCUCUUGAGAAUCAAUCAAUUCGCUCCAGAUCUGGUGAUUAAAGUUUUAAACAAAGCUAAAUUAUGUCAUCGUUCAUCUCAAUUAUGUGAUAAACUAUUAGAAUUUUGUCAUUCACAUUCUCAGUAAUGUUCAAAAGAAAAUAUUAUCGAUAAAAUGACCGAGAUAAAUGAGGAACGAGUGAUAAAAGGAUUGAAAUUGUAAAGUGGUAUUGGCUACAUUUUUGGAUAAUCUAUGCUCCCACACAUCUAAUUAAGCUUUACACUGCUGUUGGCAAAAUUUUUUUCUAAUUAACUUUUGUUUUUAUUGGCUAGUCUUUGUGUUACAACAUUUUAAUACAAAAUGUACAACUUAUGACGAUAGGUCACAUAUAUUUUUUAUUUAUUUAUGUGAAAUUACAAGUGAAUAAAAGAAACUACUACUGAGAAUGUUGUUCCUUUCUUUUUCGGUGUUUCUUUUUUUUAGAUUAUUGGGUGAUCAGUUUUUCACCUUUAAAUCAUAUAUACAUUAAUUGUAGUUUUUGCGCUAACUGACAAAUAUACACACAAAGAUUUGUGUAUGUGUACACUUUUGUAUGUAUUUAAUGGGUGCUUCCUGGUAUCAUGUAAUGUUUUUACGUUUACUAAGGUAAUCCAGUAUAGAUAUACUUUACCAACGAUCUUCAACGAACAAUCAAAAUAAUAAAAGCUGAUUUUAAAUAUUAAAAGUGCCAUUAUGAAUAGUUUAUUGUUGGAUAUCAUGUUUUUGAUUAGAUUUUGAAUGUUUGAUGGAUUGGAUGAAGAGUUUUUUUGUGUGUAACGAGUAAUUAAGUUUAGAGCGUAGACGUUAAGAUUGGGUUGUUAGAGUUAGGCGUAUUAGGAUUUUAAAACGUUAAGGAUAUUAGGAUUUAUAGCCCAAUAUAUGGAUAAUCACCCUGUAAUAGGUUCAUUUAUCAUCUUUAAUCCCUAUAUCAUGUUUUUUGAAUAAAGAGCUCUUUCAUAAAAGCUGCAUUCCGAUUGAUUAGGUCUUAGAUCAGUUUUGAAAUCCCUCUUAGCUGUCAGUGUGCCAUAUAUUUACCGAUAAUGUACUAGAUUUAUUGGUAUUUAAAAGCUUUUUUAAACUUUCAUUCGACUUUUAGUUUGUAUUCUAGUGAUAAAGUUUAUUCUAAAUAAUGUGGAAUGUUGUAACCAAGCGACCAAAUGCUGGUUUACUCAUUCAACUCUGCACCAUAUUUGGGGUUUAAAUGUCUUUAAAGUACUGCUAGUGGUUAGGAUUCUAAACUUUCAGCCACUAUGUCUUGGCUUUAAACCUUGCCACAUCUCCUUCGGUCAGAGUAACCGGUAUUGUAUUAGUAUCCAAAUACUUAGUUAAUUUAUAAAUUAUAGACAUAAGAGUACAAGUCAAAAAAUUUAAACCAUGCCCCUUCCCCCAAUACAGUGCAGGCCAGCACAAGCCUUAAAUUGUAGAAAGACUAGGUACAACGAAACCAACACGACGUCAGUUCGUGAAGUUAUUGGCUGUUAGUUUGUGCAGACCGAUGACGUGAUUAAAUGUUGGUGAUGUUAGCAUAAUACCAAAGAGGGUUGCAAUGAUAGUGACAUAUACCUUCUUAACUUUCCAAAUUUUACGUUUCAACAUUGAGUCACUCACUAAAUUCUUCAUUAUUUCGUUUUCGGACCGUAUUCUUUGCUUAGUUUUUUUCACGGUAAUUGACACUACGAUUAUUUUGAUUUCUUUUCUAUUCACCAUGUUAAUUUUAACUCGCUAUGAUGUGGUGUUGUGAUUUUAAUAGAUUUGUAUCUGUCCC
Molecule: messenger RNA, 5572 nt
Organism: Schistosoma curassoni
Lineage: Eukaryota; Metazoa; Platyhelminthes; Trematoda; Strigeidida; Schistosomatidae
Source: the annotation of a GenBank genome assembly